Molecule: messenger RNA, 2177 nt
Organism: Girardinichthys multiradiatus
Lineage: Eukaryota; Metazoa; Chordata; Actinopteri; Cyprinodontiformes; Goodeidae
Gene: dele1
Product: DAP3 binding cell death enhancer 1
Exons: 12
Coding region: 197-1702 (501 amino acids)
Molecular function (GO): protein binding
Source: RefSeq, a predicted model, not a curated record
CAGUCUUUCCGGUUUGCUGGUCUUCCGACACAUCCCUUGACAGAUUGUUGUUUAUUUUAUUCACCACCGGUCAGCCUGAGAGGGGUAAACAGCGACUGCUUUCUCCUUAUGGGUCCGGACAACCCCUUCUUUAUUUUUAAACAUGUAUUGUUGCUAAUAAGUCAGUAGGUAAAGCUACAACAUCGGUUUAACCGGCAUGUGGAGAGUUCAAGGUUUUGUCGGAAGAGUUCUCCAUCGGUACCAUGGCAGCAGCACUCUGCGACUCCCCCAGAACCACCAAGUGGAGGACGAGGUCAUCAGCGGCUCAGCUUCUCUCUCCACUUCCCGACACUCCUUCGACAACAGAUCCCGGGAGGAUGAUGGGGAGAGGAGGAAGAAAGAAAGGACGUUUCAGUUUGGGUAUGCCAAACUUCCAAGUUACACAGCUCUGGAUGCCGUGGAAUGGGGAGCAGCGGCGGUGCUGUUCAUGCAGAUCUGCAGAAGGAUCCACUCCAGGUUUACUUCAGGCACCGAGCCCAGUCCUAGUCCUGGAACCCUGACAGCUCCCUCGUCUCUGCAGAAAUGCGGAUACCACAUCCUGCUGGAAAUUUUAUCGAGACGUGACGUCCUGCCCAGAGGAAGAAAUGUCUUGUGUCUGCAGGCUGUGCCAGAGAGACAGAAUCACGAUCAGCCCCCAUCUCAGAGCAGCAGCAGCGACGCCACUGAAAGUUCCCUCUCUGACCACCAGGUGGAGCACCUGGGCAACAAUUCACUGACAUCUGAGGAGCCAUUUUCGAGUCCUCCCCUGCAGACUGAGUUCUGCACAGAAAACAAAGACAAGGAAGUGUCAGAUAGAGAGAGGGUGACAGAAGCAGCACUCAACCUCAGAAAUGUUGGAGACACCAGUGUUCCUGUAAUCCUCAACAUAAUAGGUCUAGAAAGUGCCAAGAGUGAGAACUAUGAGGAAGCUUUCUGCUGCUUUCUAGCUUCAGCUCAGCAUGGCUACAACAAGGCGCAGUUUAACACGGGUGUGUGCUUCGAGAAAGGAAGAGGAGUCAUCAAGGACAAGGAGAAGGCUCUGCAUUACUACAAGCUUGCAGCCAUCAGUGGCCAUAAACAAGCUCAGUAUCGCUAUGCAAAGCUGCUGCUGACCAGCAGGGGGCAUCAGAGUAUGGGGGAGUUGAACAGCGCCAUUAGGUUCCUGGAGAAAGCAGCUUCAGAUGGGCUCACCAAGGCUCAGAUGUGCCUGGCUUCUUUCUACUCUCAGGAUCCUGUCAAAAAUGGCUGCAAGUCCAUUCAGUAUCUGAAGAUGGCAGCAGAGAACGGAGACAACUCUGCCUUGUUCUUGUUGGGUCAUUGUUAUGAAAAUGGUAUCGGGGUGCAGCAGAAUUUAAAGACAGCAAUUGAGUUCUACAAGCGAGCCGCACAAGCAGGAAACAAGCAAGCAAAGAGCUUACUGAUGCCUCUUGAUAAUUCGCACAAGGAUGUAGCGAUGCGCUCCAUCCGUUCAGCUCCAUGCUUCUCUUCGGUCGACAGCUGGCUCCAGCCGCUCUCUUCUCUGGCCAGUCGUGUCCAGUCCUCCUCCGCCGCUCUUCCUCUCCUCCCUCACUCCUGGAGCACCGGCAGCCUGUGUGCACCUCCGUCACUGUCCUCCGCACCUCUUCACCUCCAACCCCCCGGCACAGAAAGGGGAGUCUGUCAGUGGACUGUAGGGAUAGGAUAGGCGGCAGUAGCCAAAACGAAGCCAAACGACAUGUACAAGGAAUGUAUUUUUGGGUUUGAGUGUAACGUCACUAAAAGGAAAGGGUCAGUGUGUUGUGUCUGCAGAUAGCGUGAGGUCUGAAUGUGUGUUUUUUUUUUUAUUUUAUGUCUGAAAGAUGUCUAGAAAAUAGUCUGACAAGAAAAAAGCUUUUAAUUGUUAUGUGAAGACUCUUAAGAUCUUUUAUUAUAUUCCCGCACAAGUAUGGAGGAUUCAUUCAAAAGAACUACAAAUCCAGGAAGUUUUCUCCUUUUUUUGUAUCACUGUCAUAUUUCAACCAAUAACCUUUGUGAUUAAGUAGUGUCUCUUAUUGUAUAAUAACCAUUUCAGAACUGUUCUCUCAGCCAAACUGUUAACCAGCCAUGCCAGUGUGAAUUUUGAGGAGGUUGUUCCUCUGUGAAGCGCACAUUUCAAAGUAAAAAUAAAAAACACAACCGAG